Podarcis muralis (Common wall lizard) is the source of this 3801-nucleotide messenger RNA. The record is from RefSeq and is a predicted model, not a curated record. Lineage: Eukaryota; Metazoa; Chordata; Lepidosauria; Squamata; Lacertidae.
CAGUUCAGACAUUUCUGCUACCACGAAGCCAAAGGACCCCGAGAGGUUUGCAACCAACUCCAUCAUCUUUGCCGCCAGUGGCUGAAGCCAGAGCAACACACAAAGAAUCAGAUGCUUGACCUGGUCAUCCUGGAGCAGUUCCUGGCUGUCCUCCCCCCAGAGAUGCAGAGCUGGGUAAGGGAGUGUGGGGCAGAGACCAGCUCCCAGGCGGGUGGCCCUGGCUGAAGGUUUUCUCCUGAGCCAGGCAGAGGACAGGAAGCAGGAACAGCAACAGGGUCAGGAUCUGCUUGCAAAAUGGGCACUGAUUUCCCUGAGAUGGAGAUGAUUCCAUUGGACAGCAGACAGAGGCCACUAGGUGACUGGAUGAUGCUGGCAGGACCUCCUCAGCCAUCUCCUCUUCACAGUGGAGGGGAAGCAGCUUCUGUGGCACUGAAACAGAGUCCAGCAUCCUUCGAGGAUGUGGCUGUGCAUUUCACAGAUGAGGAAUGGGCACUGCUGGAUCCUGACCAGAGAGCUCUGCAUACAGAAGUCAUGGAGGAGACCUGUGGGAUCUUUGCCUCUCUUGACGGUGGAGAAUUGGAAAGCAGAAAUAAGAGAAACUGCUACGAAAUCUAUACAGUGGGGGAGCCAUAUAAAUAUUGGGAGUGUGGAGAGAGCUUCAGUCAGAGCUCCCUUCAAAUAAUUCAUACAGGGGAGAAACAAUUUCCGUGCUUGGAAUGUGGAAAGAACUUCAUUCGGAGCGAUCAUCUCACUUCCCAUCAAAGAAUUCACACAGGUGAGAGACCAUAUCAAUGCUUGGAAUGUGGAAAAAGCUUCAGGUUGAAACAUAAUCUCACUUCCCACCAAAGAAUUCAUACCGGGAGGAAACCGUUUCAGUGCUUAGAAUGUGGAGAGAGCUUCCGCUGGAAGAGAAGUCUCACUUCCCAUCAAGGAAUUCAUACAGGGGAGAAACCAUACGAAUGUUUAGAAUGUGGAAAAAGCUUCAGUCGGAGACACCAUCUCACUUCCCACCAAAUGAUUCACAGUGGGGAGAAGCCCUAUCAGUGCUUGGAAUGUGGGAAAUGCUUCAGCCAGAGUUCACAUCUCACGACCCAUCAAAUCAUUCACAGCAAGGAGAAACCAUUUCACUGCUUGGAAUGUGGAAAGAACUUCAGUCGGAGCAGCCAUCUCAUCCUCCAUCAAAUGAUUCAUACAGGAGAAAAACCAUAUCAGUGCUUGGAAUGUGGAAAGAGCUUCCGCUGGAAGGAAAGCCUCACUUCCCAUCAAAGAAUUCACACCGGGGAGAAGCCAUAUCAGUGCUUGGAAUGUGGAAAGUGCUUCAGUCGGAGCAGCAGUCUCUGUUACCAUCAAAGAAUUCACACAGGGGAGAAGCCAUAUCAGUGUUUGGAGUGUGGGAAGAAUUUCAGUCAGACCUCCCAUCUGUAUUCACAUCAAAGGAUUCACACAGAGGAGAAACAAUUUCAGUGCUUGGAAUGUGGUAAAACCUUCAACUUUAAGAAAAACCUCACUUCCCAUCAAAGAACUCACACAGGGCAGAAACAAUAUAAAUGCUUGGAAUGUGGAAAGUGCUUCAAAGACAGUGAGAGUCUCAGUUCCCAUCAAAAAAGUCAUACAGGGGAGAAACCAUUAGGACAGACUGAAAUUGACAGAAGACCAAGGAACUCCUUUGGACAUCUUGGAGGCUUUCUUGGGGCACAGAUGGAUGAGCAAAACUCAGCUGGCCCUGAAGCAGGAAGAGGCCACAGUGCCAUCAAACCAGGGAACUCUGAAGUAUUCUGGAAAACCUCAGUGCAGGAGGUCCUGGGUGAGGAUACCCUCAGUUCUGAUGUGCAGCGACAGCAGUUCAGACAUUUCUGCUACCACGGAGCCAAAGGACCCCGAGAGGUUUGCAACCAACUCCACCAUCUUUGCCGCCAGUGGCUGAAGCCAGAGCAACACACAAAGAAUCAGAUGCUUGACCUGGUCAUCCUGGAGCAGUUCCUGGCUGUCCUCCCCCUGGAGAUGCAGAGCUGGGUGAGGGAGUGUGGGGCAGAGACCAGCUCCCAGGCGGUGGCCCUGGCUGAAGGUUUCCUCCUGAGCCAGGCAGAGGACAGGAAGCAGGAACAGCAACAGGGACACGAUCUGCUUGCAAAAAUGGACACUGAUUUCGCUGAGAUGGAGAUGAUUCCAUUGGACAGCAGACAGAGGCCACUAGGUGACUGGAUAAUGCUGGCAGAACCUCCUCAGCCAUCUCCUCUUCACAGUGGAGGGGAAGCAGCUUCUGUGGCACCGAAACAGGGUCCCGCAUCCUUCGAGGAUGUGGCUGUGCAUUUCAUGGACGAAGAAUGGGCACUGCUGGAUCCUGACCAGAGAGCUCUACAUACGGAAGUCAUGGAGGAGACCUGUGGGAUCCUGGCCUUACUUGAAGGUGGUGAAUUGGAAAGCAAGACUAAGGGAGACUACUACAAAAUCUAUACAGUAGGGGCGCCAUGUAAAUAUUGGGAGUGUGGACAGAGUUUCCACCAGAGCUCCCUUCAAGGAAUUCAUAAAGGGGAGAAACAAUAUCAGUGCUUGGAAUGUGGAAAGACCUUCAGUCGGAGUGACCAUCUCACUUCCCAUCAAAUAAUUCAUACAGGCAACAGACCAUAUCAAUGUCUGGAAUGUGGAAAAAGCUUUAGCUUGAAACAUAAUCUCACUUCCCACCAAAGAAUUCAUACAGGGAGGAAACCAUAUCAGUGCUUGGAGUGUGGGGAGAGCUUCCGCUGGAAGAAAAGUCUCACUUGCCAUCAAGGAAUUCAUACAGGAGAGAAGCCAUACGAAUGCUUAGAAUGUGGGAAAAGCUUCAUCCAGAAGGAAACUCUCACUUCCCACCUAAAAAUUCAUACAGGGGAGAAACCGUAUCAGUGCUUAGAAUGUGGAAAAUGUUUCAGUCGGAGAGAUCACCUCACCUCCCACCAAAUGAUUCACAGUGGGGAGAAGCCCUAUCACUGCUUGGAAUGUGGAAAGAACUUCAGUCAGAGUUCCCAUCUCAUAACCCAUCAAAGAAUUCACAGCAAGGAGAAACCAUUUCACUGCUUGGAAUGUGGAAAGAGCUUCAGUCGGAGCAGCCAUCUCAUGUCCCAUCAGAUGAUUCAUACAGGAGAGAAACCAUAUCAGUGCUUGGAAUGUGGGAAGAGCUUCCGCUGGAAGGAAAGUCUCACUUCACAUCAAAGAAUUCAUGCAGGAGAGAAACCAUAGAAGCUGUAGAAGCUGGGAGUCAGUGGACCUGGCAGGGCUGCUAAGAAGUAACAGAGGUGUGCUGCAAGUAGUCAUUGACAGCCUCCUCCAUGAAUUUAUCCAAUCCCCUUUUACAAACAUAUGAGUUGAUGGCUUUCAAUACUUCUUGUGGGUAGGGGUGAAUUCCACAGUUUAAAUGUGUCCACCAUCGGCCUUCCUGCUGUUUUGAACAUCUGUGUGUCCUUGAAGGAAAGGAGGGCAGCUGGUGAGUGGUCGUGGCAGCAUGGUAGUUUUAGGCCUGGGGUGCCAUGGUUACCUCCUGAGAUCCUGCCACCACCACACAUAUGACUAAACCAGGGAUAAGGGACCUGUGGCCCCCUAGUUCUUGUUGAGCUCCUGCCCACCUAGCAGUUCGAAAGCACGUCAAAGUGCAAGUACAGUCAUACCUUGGGUUAAAUAUACUUCAGGUUGAGUGUUUUCAGGUUAUGCUCCACGGUGACCCGAAGUAACGGAAUGCAUUACUUCCGGGUUUCGCCACUUGCGCAUGCUCACAUACUCAAAAUGACAUCACGCGCAUGCGCGGAAGUGUCGAAUCAUGACCCGUGC